UUUAUAAAAGACACGCGAGCUGAAAGUUAAACGUCAGUUUAAAACAGAAAACACAAGAACAAAGAUAUAAUAAAGCGAAAGGCACUUAGCCAAUUUUACAAGUGAUUUUUCAAGCGAUAAAGAAAAUCAGUGAUAUUUAUUAUUUCAAAUAUUUAAUUAAUUAAAACAAAUUUGCAAAAAUGGUACGACGUGGACGUUCAGCUAGCCCCCCACCAGCCACCAGAAGGAGUGUGCCCACACAUCAUGCACCUGCACCAACACCAAAUGUGCCGGCACGCACAGCUCCGGCAGCACCCCCAGCACCAGUACAAGCAGCACCCAGUGCUGUUGGCGCACCACAGCAGCCAUCAAUGUUCCAACAAAUGGCAGCUACCGCUGGCGGUGUAGCUGUUGGUUCAGCAGUGGGUCAUACUCUUGGCGCCGGUAUUACUAGCUUGUUCAGCGGCUCUGGCGAUAAGGAGGCUGCCGCUCCCGCUGCUGCAGCAGCUCCACCAGCUCAACAGCAAUAUUAUGGCAAUGCUGCUCAGCCCAACGAGCCACAAGGUGCAUGCGCUUGGGAAAUUAAACAGUUCCUGCAAUGCGCUCAAGGCCAAUCUGACUUAACACUCUGCGAGGGCUUCAACGAAGCGCUACGACAGUGCAAGGCUCAACAUCACUUGCAAUAAAUUGUGGGCCCUACAUCAACAAACUUCAAUUAUUUAAAUAUUCAACCCGUUAUAUAAUGCUUGCUAUAAUACAAUAUUAAUCUAUGAAGUAAUUGUGAACAUAAAAAAAUUUAGUUUAGAUUUUUAAAGUUCCAUGGUUGAUUGAUUUUUCUGUGUUGCGAAAGAAAGGGAGAAUUUGUUGAAUGUUUCAGAUAAUAAGCGAAAGUCAAUAGGCCGAAUAACGACAACAAGCGCAUUUUGUUAAAUAUUUCUAGAAAAAUCUACGCAGAAAAUAUGUGCAAACAGAUAACGUGGAAGCGUUAAUUGGCAAAUGACCAAAAAACAAA
Molecule: messenger RNA, 991 nt
Organism: Bactrocera dorsalis (oriental fruit fly)
Lineage: Eukaryota; Metazoa; Arthropoda; Insecta; Diptera; Tephritidae
Gene: Chchd2
Product: coiled-coil-helix-coiled-coil-helix domain-containing protein 10, mitochondrial
Exons: 3
Coding region: 180-665 (161 amino acids)
Biological process (GO): mitochondrion organization
Cellular component (GO): mitochondrion; nucleus
Source: RefSeq, a predicted model, not a curated record